Messenger RNA from Cladophialophora psammophila CBS 110553, 723 nucleotides. RefSeq lists its product as uncharacterized. Lineage: Eukaryota; Fungi; Ascomycota; Eurotiomycetes; Chaetothyriales; Herpotrichiellaceae. Gene Ontology annotation, molecular function: fatty-acyl-CoA binding. The record is from RefSeq and is a predicted model, not a curated record. Gene Ontology annotation, biological process: fatty acid metabolic process. Bases 1 to 723 code for a protein of 240 amino acids. The transcript has 3 exons.
AUGUCGGACUCUGUGGAUCGCGUGUUUGUCCAUGCCCUUGCCACAGUGCGCCGGCUCCCUCGAACUGGCUCCUCACGACCACCUCCGUCCGCCCGGCUACGUCUCUAUGGCCUCUAUAAACAAUCCAUGGAGGGUGACGUUGAAUCUAUCCUCCCGCGUCCGACCGUGCCCUCUGUUUCCCCAGACCCCAACAACUCCAAGUCAAACAACGUUCACCGCUACGCGUCUCGAGACCUAAGGAUGCGAGAGGCUGAAGCCGAGAUUGAGAAAUGGGAUGCGUGGCAUGCCUGCGCCGGCAUGUCCCGCACUGAAGCCAAACGACGGUACAUCAGUACACUAAUAGAUACCAUGAAGGAAUAUGCCUCCGGGACACAGGAAUCUCGUGAGCUGGUAGCAGAACUGGAAUUCGUUUGGAACCAGAUCAAAAGUCAAAGCGGGAGCUCAGAGGACGACGAUGCAGAGUCGUCCACCAGACGGUUGGAGCGGGCUGGUCUGAAACAAACAACAAGUUUCGGGAGUCUACCUCCCGGCCAAAGCACACGAGGCGAAGGGGAAAGUCUGGGCAGAUUAAAUUCGGACCCAAGUCGGAUGCGAGUCCUGUCGCCAGUUUCACAGAGAGGGAGCGAUGAUAUUGUGGAGAGUGAAGAGUUAUUGGUCCUUUAUCAUCUUCGCGGCGAGCUCACUCUGAUCCAGACUGGCGAAGUCGCAUUGAGUCUCACUUAA